CUUUUCGCUCCUGUUUCCUUCCGCUGCAUAAGGAAGUUAGGUUCACGUGGAGAAGAAGCGCUUGGGGCCAUGGCGGCUACGGGUGAGGCGUUUUCCGGGCUGGCGGCAGGAUUGGGCCGAAGAAAAGCUUAUGGCAAGGAGGAGUUUAGUCUGGGUUUCUAUUCCAGAUAGGUUUGCAGCUUGAUCCUUACUUAAAAGUAAGUCUUGCUGUAUUCCAUGGAGCUUACUUCCAGGAUAAUCCUCGUAACAGCUGCUAAAGACGACAAAGACAAAAUGUAGACAAUGAAAUAUAUUGCACUUAUCAAGUAAAAUGGAUCCAUGUUCAGUUGGAAAUCAGCUGCAAGCUAGCAGUGAUUGCCAUAAAACAUUCUUUACCUGUCACACUGGCUUCAAGACUAAGCAAGAAUUGUCAUCAACUGAUCUGAUACUCCUUCAGCUUAGGACUGGGAUAACUCUUUCAGAGAACCAUACAAUCUGCUUUCAUCAUGCUAAACUUUACCUUGAUAGAUAUGAAGACUUGCAAAAGUCAUGUUGUGAUCCUUUUAAUAUGCACAAAAAAAUUUCAAGGAAAAACUUGCAUGCAAUUGACAUAGAUGAUGCAACUAUUCUAAGUGCCAAGUUUGGACGGCAAUUUGUACCUGGCUGGAAGCUUUGUCCAAAAUGUUCACAGAUUAUAUAUGGAAAUGCAGAGGUUGCAUCUGAAGACCGUCAGCGAAGGAGACUUGAUUCAGACGGGCGUACAGCUAAGGCCUUGAAGUCCUUACAGUUUGCUAAUCCAGGACGGCAUACUGAAUUUGCUCCAGAAGCAAACAAAAGAGAGAAAAGAAGGCUGCAAACAAAAAGCACAUCCAUUAAUUCAGACAGGCAAGUAAUACCAGCAAAGAGCAAAGUAUAUGAUAGCCAAGGACUCUUGCUUUAUAGUGGGAUUGACCUUUGUGACUGUCUUGAUGAAGAUUGCCUGGGAUGUUUCUAUGCUUGUCCCAAAUGUGACUCCACUAAGUGUGGACCUGAGUGCCGCUGUGAUCGCAAGUGGUUAUAUGAACAAAUUGAGAUAGAAGGAGGAGAAAUUAUUCGCAAUAAGCAUGUGGGAUAGCCUGCAUGUAUUCAAGCCUGAAUUGUGUGAGAUUACAUUAUAAAGGUUUUCAUAUAUGCAGUACAUAUAACUUGUUCAGAUUUCCAGUUAAUGUUCAGUAUGGUAUAUGAAAGCUGCCGCUCAGUCUUUCACCUUAUCAUUCCUACCAAAAAAGUUAGAAGGUUCUUGAUCUGUGAGUUGGUUAAUGUACAGGUGGAUUAACAAGACCCAGUAUUAGCCAUUUUGAAAUCUGUCCUUCGUAGAGAGGAUACUUUCCCCAUCUUUCUUUUCAUAUAGCAUUCAGAAUGGCCACUUUCAAAUAUGAGACAGCUGUUAGUAAUUUUGGCAGCCAUGAGCAGUAUUAGUACUCAGACAGAUUGACAAUAUGAAACAGAUGUUGCAUAACAGAUAGAAAAGAUGAAUAACAAACUGGGGCUUUUGAGAAGAUGGCUCAUCCUCAUUCUUUCAAUAAUAUUAUUAAGAAAUGCCUAUUGGCCUAUUUUUCGGAUCAAAACUGUGUGUGCAUGCGUGCUGAAUGGAAAUGAAUUCUGUCCUGUGCUUUCAACAGUAUUUCACUAUUUGUAAUACAAGAAAAAACACUUUAACCAAAAACGUAAUCUCAGGCAGCAUUUGUUACAAAUACAUUGUUUGAUAACUUUUAUAGUUCUUUAAGCAGGCUGAGACAAUUUUAGCCUGAAAUGUAAGUCCCCUUAAGCUCUUAAGAAAUAUCGAAGUUAUUUACUAGAAUGUAAAUAAACACAAUUGUGGUGACAAGGGUCUUGUAUUAGAAAUUGUUCGUGUUCAUAGAUAAUCUUCACAAGCAUAUGUAGUUUCUUUCCAGUAGCAAUUCAGGCUUCAUCUUCUUGUCUGACAGGGCAAUUUGUCACAUGCCUGAUGUAAAAGAAUCUAAGAACAGGCCAUUUUUAAUGGUAUUAAUGCCUUGGUGAAGGAUCAUAUCUGUGUAUGCGUUGAUUUGUUUGAAAUUGUGGCUACAUCAUAGUACAUGUAAGAACGAUAUAAGAUUACUCUAUGCCUGGGGUUUGAUUUGACUUCAUUCCAUGGGAAGGAAUAAGAGUGUUGUUUGGGCAGGGGGGUUCUCUAAACAGCUGUGAUGACCUAGGAAAGCAAACCACCAUAAUGGAAAGCAACCUGCAUUGAAACUGGUGAGUGUUCUGUUACUGGGGUCAAGAGAAAGUAAUUUGCAUGUACAUGAGUUCUCAGAAUCCUGGCAAGUGCAAUAAGCCCCUCAAAGCACUGUUGCAUUCAUAGUUAUUAAUGUAUUAUAGAAGCUAUUUUUGUCAAAAAUGCGACAAAUCAUUUGAAUUUUCACGAAGGACAAGUGCAGCAAAUUACAAAAGCUUCUUCAUUAUGUCUUUCUGAUUAUUUUUUUAUAAUUCUCCAGAGAAUAAAGAUCUUAUGGUUUGUGUAACAGGUAAAA
Molecule: messenger RNA, 2510 nt
Organism: Hemicordylus capensis (graceful crag lizard)
Lineage: Eukaryota; Metazoa; Chordata; Lepidosauria; Squamata; Cordylidae
Gene: ARL14EP
Product: ADP ribosylation factor like GTPase 14 effector protein
Exons: 5
Coding region: 311-1093 (260 amino acids)
Cellular component (GO): intracellular membrane-bounded organelle
Source: RefSeq, a predicted model, not a curated record